This is a messenger RNA of Monoraphidium neglectum, 888 nucleotides long. RefSeq lists its product as hypothetical. NCBI's taxonomy places the organism in Eukaryota, Viridiplantae, Chlorophyta, Chlorophyceae, Sphaeropleales, Selenastraceae. The record is from RefSeq and is a predicted model, not a curated record. Bases 1 to 888 code for a protein of 295 amino acids. The transcript has 2 exons.
AUGCCGUCGUCUUCACCCUCCCUGCCGCCCGCAGCGCUUGCGGCCCAGCAGCAGUCACCCCUCACCCCCGGCGCCGGCCCCGGCGCCGCCGCAGCGGCCGCGGCGGCCGCGGCGGUGUCGCUCGGGCCGGGGGAGGGCGGGGGCGCGCUGCCCCUGAAUGUUCAGUCGGCGCUGAGGCAGCGGCUCCAGCAGAUGCUGGCUGGGCACGAGCAGCAGCGGGCGGCGCUCGAGGCCGAGUUGCGGGGCCAGAUGGCGUCCGUGCUGCACAGCAUGGCCAAUUCUCAGCAAGUCCCUGAGGCGCACCGCGCGCGCAUCGUGGGCAUGCUUGAGAAGCGCCAACAGGACCGGAUGGCGUCAGUUGAGGAGGAGCAGCAGCGCCAGCUGGCGCACUUCCGCGCGUCGGUGCUGGACCUGCAGCAGAAGGCCGCGGAGCAGAUGCGCGCGGCGCAGCAAGCCGCGGCGGGCGGCGCGAUGGGCGGCGGCGGCGGCGGCGGGGCGCCGAUGCAGCUGCUCCAGCAGCAGCAGCAGCAGCAGCAGCAGCAGCAGCAGGCAGCGCAGGCGCAGGCGCAGGCGUUUGGGCAGGGCGGCAUGGGGCAGAUCCAGGUGUCUGCGCCGAUGAUGCAGCAGCAGCUGCAGAUGCAGAUGCAGCAGCCGCAGGGUCUGGCCAAAGACCAGGGGGCGCUUCACAUGCAGGCGAUGCAGGCGAUGCAGAUGGAGCAGAGGCAGGCGUUCAUGCGGCGACUGCAGGAGCGGCAGCUGCAGCUGCAGGCGCAGGCCCAGCAGCAGCAGCAACAGCAGCAGCAGCCUCAGCAACAGCCACAGAUGCACAACUGUGGGGGCGGGGGCGGUGGGAGCUUUGUCAACUGGGGUGCCGGGCCAACACAGUGA